This is a messenger RNA of Solanum pennellii, 569 nucleotides long. RefSeq lists its product as uncharacterized. The transcript is spliced from 3 exons. Lineage: Eukaryota; Viridiplantae; Streptophyta; Magnoliopsida; Solanales; Solanaceae. The record is from RefSeq and is a predicted model, not a curated record. Bases 33 to 377 code for a protein of 114 amino acids.
AACAAAAAGAAGAACAAAAAUAUUUAAAGAAAAUGGCUAAUUUGAAACUUAUAGCCAUUAUAUCAAAUUCAAUUAUUUCUACUACACAUUUUGUCCCUUCUACUCUUUGCAUCUCUAGAGCUUUUGUUAGUCCCACUAGACCUAAUGAAAUUGCAAAAAUAGAUAAAGAGACAGCCCAAAAAAUAAAAGAAGCAGCAGUAGCAGUGAAGGAAGGUGCACAAGAAGUAAAAAGUGUGGGGGAUUCAAUCAAAGAAACUAUCUCUACUAGUGCUGGAAAUGUAAUUUCAGAGAUGUCUAAGAAAGUAUUAGACAAGGCUACAGAGAAUGAAGAAAAAAGUACAUGGGAAAAUAUCAAGGAAAAAGUCACUGGCAAGUGAUUUUCAGUUUUAGAGGAUUUUUUUUUUAUUUGGGGGAAUAAGAAUAAGAAUAAUUCUUCUAUUCAUUUUCAUUUUAAGUUAUGUUAGUUUGAUAUUUGUAUUUUAAAUCAAGAUAAAUCUUUUUAGGAUGGAGAGAAUACAUUGUCAUUAAUAUCAAAUAAGAUAAGAUUAUAAUUACAAUCGAAACCUAAA